AUGGCCACCGGAUGGAGAGGCGGGCUGUCCGCUGAUGACUGGAACAUCACCACCGGGUGGAGCGGCUGGCUGUCCGCUGAUGACUGGAUCAUGGCCACCGGAUGGAGCGGCUGGCUGUCCGCUGAUGACUUGAUCAUGGCCACCGGAUGGAGCGGCUGGCUGUCCGCUGAUGACUGGAUCAUGGCCACCGGAUGGAGCGGCGGGCUGUCCGCUGAUGACUUGAUGAUGGCCACCGGAUGGAGCGGCGGGCUGUCCGCUGAUGUCUGGAUCAUGACCACCGGAUGGAGCGGCGGGCUGUCCGCUGAUGACUUGAUGAUGGCCACCGGAUGGAGCUGCGGGCUGUCCGCUUACUGGUUCAUGGCCACCGGAUGGAGCGGCGGGCUGUCCGCUGAUGACUGGAUCAUGGCCACCGGAUGGAGCGGCGGGCUGUCCGCUGAUGACUGGAUCAUGGCCACCGGAUGGAGCGGCGGGCUGUCCGCUGAUGAGUCCCGGAGUUGCGACCAGCAGCGUCAGGGCGAGGAUGGCAGCGACUGUGCAGCGCAUCUUGG
Molecule: messenger RNA, 548 nt
Organism: Hyalella azteca
Lineage: Eukaryota; Metazoa; Arthropoda; Malacostraca; Amphipoda; Hyalellidae
Exons: 1
Source: RefSeq, a predicted model, not a curated record